Molecule: messenger RNA, 1245 nt
Organism: Rhodotorula graminis WP1
Lineage: Eukaryota; Fungi; Basidiomycota; Microbotryomycetes; Sporidiobolales; Sporidiobolaceae
Exons: 10
Coding region: 1-1245 (414 amino acids)
Biological process (GO): DNA replication, synthesis of primer
Cellular component (GO): alpha DNA polymerase:primase complex
Source: RefSeq, a predicted model, not a curated record
AUGGGCGACCUCAGCAACCCUAUGGUCAUGCGCACCUACUACAGCCGCCUCCUCCCCUGGAAGGCCAUGUUCCUGUGGCUCAACCAGUCGCACGCCCCGACCCGCCAGUUCACCCACCGCGAGUUUGCCUUCACCCUCCAGAAUGAGGCCUACCUCCGCUACCAGUCGUUCGCCACCGCCGACGACCUCAAGCGCGAGGUCCUGCGCCUCAACCCGAGCCGCUUCGAGAUCGGGCCCAUGUACUCUGGCCGGCCAAAGGACCGCAAGGCGCUCAUGAAGAGUGCCUUUCGUCCCUUGACCCGCGAGCUCGUGUUCGACAUCGACAUGACCGACUACGACUCGAUCCGGACGUGCUGCAAGGACAAGAAGAUGUGCAAACGGUGCUGGCGCUUCAUCACGGUCGCCGUCAAGGUCCUCGACGAGAUCCUGCGCACCGACUUUGGCUUUGUCCACAUCCUGUGGGUCUACUCGGGUCGUCGCGGCAUCCACGCCUGGAUCAGCGACUCGGCGGCGCUCAACCUCACCGACGAGCAGCGCAGCGCCAUCGUGCGCUACAUCGACAUCGUCAAGGGCUACACGGCCAUGGACAAGCGCCUGACGACCAUCAAGCCGAUGCACCCGAGCAUCAAGCGCGCGUACGACAACUCGCUCAAGUCGGCGUUCUCGAGCGUCGUCCUCGGCGACCAGGACGUGUUCCGCACCGACCCGCAGCAGUGGGAGAACGUCCUCUCGAUGCUGCCCGACAAGGAGAACGCCGCGUCGCUGCUCAAGCAGUUCUCGACCGGGUCCGACUCGUCAUCCAUCGAGCGCUGGAAGGACGUCGUCAAGAUCCCGGCAUCGGCCCCUUCCGCCAACGCCCUCACCAAGUCCCGAAUCAAGGACAAGCACCAGGAGGCCAUCACCGACCUCAUCAUCCAGUACACGUACCCUCGCAUCGAUACCGAGGUGUCGCGCAAGCUCAACCACUUGCUCAAGGCGCCCUUCUGCAUCCACCCGGGCACCGGCAAGGUCUGUGUCCCGCUCCUCGCGUCGCAGAUCGACGCGUUCGACCCGGACACGGUCCCGACGGUCGGCAAGCUCCUCCUCGAGCUCGAGCAGCUGUCGCGCCGGGGCGACCUGCAGGCCGACUGGGGCAAGACGAGCCUCAAGCCGUACGUCGAGCUGUUUGAGCGGCACGCAGAGGGCGUCGCGAGGGAGAGGGCGAGGGAGGUCAAGGCCGAGAAGGCGCAGUCGAUGGAGUUCUAG